AUGGAAUGGAUUGGGAACUCAACCAAUGGCUUGAGGAUUGAGGACUCACGACGAGAACGUGCAGAAAAUCCUCUGGCACAUUCACAGGAUAGGAAUCUGAGAAAGUAUCCGGCAGUCUUGGUGACGGAUCAGAGGACUUUUAAUCAAAAGACGUCAACGGCUUUUGAUCUUCGAACACACCUGCAUAACCACCCUUUUCCACUAGAAGCAAUCCCCACUUCUUUUGAUAGAGAGAUUAAACUUGGCUUGGAGUCAUCUUCGCCAGCUUCAGGUUCCCGUCCUCCGAUUUCCAUCGAUUCGCAACAGGAUCUAUCUUAUUCUUUGAUGAGCGACCCGCUGUCCUCUUCUAGUGGUAAUUCUCAAGCUCAAACGAUGUCGGUAACGGAUUUUCAGGCGGAGGCUAACUCAUUAAGCCUCUUGAAUUUUGACGGAGUACAUGACUUUCGGUGUACGGACGAAAACUCGGGUUGUUCUGAUCUCGGUUUCAGGGACAUGGCCUUUUUUGAUUCAGAGGAACUGUUAGUGGAGUAG
Molecule: messenger RNA, 531 nt
Organism: Hymenoscyphus albidus
Lineage: Eukaryota; Fungi; Ascomycota; Leotiomycetes; Helotiales; Helotiaceae
Source: the annotation of a GenBank genome assembly